AUGGAGGGUGGCGGCGCUGCCGACGCGGCGCCCGCCGCGGUGCCGGGGCUGGAGUCGGGGCCGGAGCCGGAACCAGAGCCACAGCCACAGCCGCUGGUCGGGCUGCGGCUGCUGGAGCCCGGGCUGCCGCUGGGGCCGGCGGCGGGCGCGCCCCUCGGGUACCUGCACGUCCUGUGGCAGGGGGAGGAGCCCGCGGGCAAGAUCCCGGCCCGCCGCCUGCGUAGGGCCGCCCGCCUGCACCGCCGGCUGGGGCCUACGGGCAAGGAGGCCCACGCUCUGAAGAGGCUGCGUGAAGCUGCCAAUAGCAACGACUUAGACACAGUGCAGCAACUCUUGGAGGAUGGAACUGACCCCUGUGCUGCAGACGACAAAGGCCGGACAGCCCUGCACUUCGCCUCCUGCAAUGGCAACGAUCACAUCGUGCAACUGCUUCUGGACCAUGGGGCUGACCCAAACCAGAGAGAUGGGCUGGGCAACACCCCGCUGCAUUUGGCUGCCUGCACGAACCAUGUUCCUGUCAUCACCACGCUGCUGCGCGGAGGGGCCAGAGUUGACGCCUUGGAUCGAGCCGGCAGAACGCCACUGCACCUCGCUAAAUCAAAGCUGAACAUCCUGCAGGAAGGACUGUCCCACAGCCUGGAGGCCGUACGCCUGGAAGUGAAACAGAUUAUCCAGAUGUUGCGGGAAUACCUGGACCGUUUGGGGAGGCAUGAGCAGAAGGAACAGCUGGAUGAUCUCUGUUCCAGGUUACAGAUGACAAGCACAAAGGAGCAGGUGGACGAGGUUACAGACCUCCUGGCCAGCUUCACGUCGCUCAGCCUGCAGAUGCAGAAGAUGGAGAACAGGUAAUGGGCUUCCAAAUCAUCUUUCUGAUGCAGCAGGAGAAGCCUUAGAAAGAAAAAAAAGGAAGCUGAAGCUUGCUUCCCAGAUCGCUGAAUAAACAUUGCUGCCAGCGGCCUUUCCUGCCAGACUGACUCUCCAGUGGUGCUCAGACUGUUCCUGCUGAUGCUGCCACAGCUGCCUCAUAGGGAGGCAGCAGGCUUUGGACAACAGAGGCAACAGACAACAGUGCUGCAGCUGUGACUUUGGGGUAAAAGAGCUGCUCUACUUUUUAUCAGAUGGGCUGGUGAUGAAUAGGAUACCUUUUCCAGAGAUAUUUUGCCUUCUCCUAAGUACUUCAGCUCAAUGUAGGUGGUGGCCGAUGGCAUGUGCAGUCACCAGCCCUGACUACAGCUGACCAGCAUCAAAGAAAUGCUUGGAACAGGCACUUUUUGCCGCCUCCAUAUUGCUCAAUUACAUGAGGGAGAAAGUGAAUACCUUGGACAACAGAAGGCUUUGUGCUGUGAGAAGUACACACGCUUAAUUCUGCAUGCUAGCAGCUGAGCAAACAUACUGACUUGAGAGACGUGCAGGGAGGCUUAAUCCUCACCUUCCCCGGAGCCUGUGGUCAGAGGGCAGAGAAUCUGUCUGGUUACAAAUGGGAUACAAAGCUUUUCAUCACUAGACUAACAGCUUUCACUGGCCUCAUUUUUUAAAUCACUGCUGCAAGUUAGUGCUUAGAUACUGCAGUGUAACACUUGCAAAAAAUACCCAGGUACACAGCUAGCAAGUCAGAGCUGCCCUGAUGCAAGAAUAAGGUUUGUGGGGGGUGACAAUCUUAACACAGUUUUAGGUAGACAUAUACACCUUGCA
This is a messenger RNA of Empidonax traillii (willow flycatcher), 1692 nucleotides long. It is a transcript of the gene ANKRD54, whose product is annotated as ankyrin repeat domain 54. Gene Ontology annotation, molecular function: protein binding. The transcript is spliced from 8 exons. NCBI's taxonomy places the organism in Eukaryota, Metazoa, Chordata, Aves, Passeriformes, Tyrannidae. Bases 1 to 849 code for a protein of 282 amino acids. The record is from RefSeq and is a predicted model, not a curated record.